CCAUUGUUUCAAUCCGGUAAAUAGUAAGUGCCGUUUAAAGCACUUGUCUAAAUAUAUAUACCAACAGACAAGUUUUUUCUUUCUUUUCUUUUAUUGCUUCUCAUCAUAUCAUACAUCUAACCAUUUUUUAUGCAACGACAUGCAGGAGGGCUACAUGGUGCCCCCAAGCAAAUCCGCCCGCCCCUUCCCCAUGGACCGCCUGAAAUCACGCAUAAUCUUCCACGACGGCCGCCUUGUGCAGCGGCCGGACCCACUCAACGCCAUCCUCACCUACCUCUGGCUCCCCUUUGGCUUCAUCCUCUGCAUCCUCCGCGUCUACAUCAACCUCCCCCUCCCCGAACGCAUUGUUCCUUACACCUACGCCAUGCUCGGCAUCAAGCUCGUCAUCCGCGGCCACCGCCCCCCGCCCCCCUCCCCCGGCACUCCCGGCAACCUCUACGUCUGCAACCACCGCAGCGCUCUCGACCCCAUCGUCACCGCCAUCGCCCUCGGCCGCAAGGUCUCCACCGUCACCUACAGCGUCAGCCGCCUCUCCCGCUUUCUCUCCCCCAUCCCCGCCAUCGCCCUCACCCGCGACCGCGACGCUGACGCCCUCCGCAUUGCUGAGCUCCUCCAGAAGGGCGACCUCGUCGUCUGCCCCGAGGGCACAACGUGCCGCGAGCCCUACUUGCUCCGCUUCAGUGCUUUGUUCGCGGAGAUGAGCGACAGGAUCGUCCCCGUGGCUGUCAACUGUAGGCAAAGCAUGUUCUACGGCACCACCGUUAGAGGUGUCAAGUUUUGGGACCCUUACUUCUUCUUCAUGAACCCGAGGCCGGUCUACGAGGUGACUUUCCUCGAUCGGUUACCGGAGGAGAUGUCGUGCAAGGCCGGAGGGAAAUCGGCGAUCGAGGUGGCCAAUCAUGUGCAGAAGGUGUUGGGGGAUACGCUUGGGUUCGAGUGCACUAGUUUGACUCGAAAGGAUAAGUAUUUGUUGCUUGGAGGGAAUGACGGCAAGGUGGAGUCUAUGUAUAAGAAGUAGUAAUAAUGAUAAUUUUUGUGAUGUGGGAGUAGUAAUUUUGUCUUUGUGGGGUGUCUAGUGAGGGGUAUUUGUGAAAUCAGAUGUAUGAUUGGUAUUGUUUGAUCUCUUUUUGGGAUUUUAUGUAUGAAGGGAAAUAGAAGCAAUAAUUAAGAAACUAUUUAUGAUUUUUCACUUCUUGUGUAGUUGGCAUGAAAAUUUUUCCCCAUUAAUUCAGAUUCCUGAUUCACUUCGGCUUG
Molecule: messenger RNA, 1254 nt
Organism: Morus notabilis
Lineage: Eukaryota; Viridiplantae; Streptophyta; Magnoliopsida; Rosales; Moraceae
Product: glycerol-3-phosphate 2-O-acyltransferase 4
Exons: 1
Coding region: 140-1018 (292 amino acids)
Biological process (GO): cutin biosynthetic process
Cellular component (GO): membrane
Molecular function (GO): glycerol-3-phosphate 2-O-acyltransferase activity; phosphatase activity
Source: RefSeq, a predicted model, not a curated record